Messenger RNA from Mercenaria mercenaria, 1618 nucleotides. Its product is annotated as neurocan core protein-like. Bases 294 to 1412 code for a protein of 372 amino acids. Gene Ontology annotation, cellular component: protein-containing complex; plasma membrane. Gene Ontology annotation, biological process: heterophilic cell-cell adhesion; establishment or maintenance of epithelial cell apical/basal polarity; Notch signaling pathway. The record is from RefSeq and is a predicted model, not a curated record. The transcript has 10 exons. Gene Ontology annotation, molecular function: Notch binding; calcium ion binding. Lineage: Eukaryota; Metazoa; Mollusca; Bivalvia; Venerida; Veneridae.
UAAUAGGAAAGUCUAUAUUUGAACAAAUAUUAAGCACAUGCAAAGGAGCAUUUCACUACUUGCUACCAUUGCAGCAGGACGCAGAAUUCGUUUUAGCUUUGGUAAAUUCAAGAAUAUAUUUCUAAUAUAUUCUUUAGAAUUAUAUUUUACUUAGGAUAAACAGUGUGUCUUUAAAUAUUUUAGGAUUGUUUCCUAGCAACAGAAAUCAUAUCGGUCUUCAAUAUCUUUUUAAAGCAAUACAGCUUUUUACAGAUAUCCUAAAGCCAGACAGAUUGUUCACUUAGUAAUCAACCAUGAAUCUGAUAUUAUAUUGUGCUGUUAUAUUCUUAGCAUGUGCUUUAACCUGUCUAACAGGACCUGAGAGUGUUGCAAAUGCCAAGCCCAUUCCAAGCGACACAGAAUCGGGUAAAGGUUCAUCAGACUCAAAGAAAGAUAAAUGUUCAUCAGACUCAAAGAAAGAUAAAAGUUCAUCAGACUCAAAGAAAGAUAAAGGUUCAUCAGACUCAAAGAAAGAUAAAGGUUCAUCAGACUCAAAGAAAGAUAAAAGUUCAUCAGACUCAAAGAAAGAUAAAGGUUCAUCAGACUCAAAGAAAGAUAAAAGUUCAUCAGACUCAAAGAAAGAUAAAGGUUCAUCAGACUCAAAGAAAGAUAAAAGUUCAUCAGACUCGGAAUCAGGUGAAUUGGACAUGUGUAGCACAAGCCUUUGUAAGAAUAAUGGUACAUGUGUAGAGGCUGGAGACAAUUACACAUGCAGUUGUACUGAUGGAUUUAAAGGGAGGAACUGUGAAGAAUUGGACAUGUGUAGCACAAGCCCUUGUAAGAAUAAUGGUACAUGUGUAGAGGUUGGAGACAAUUACACAUGCAGUUGUACUGAUGGAUUUAAAGGGAGGAACUGUGAAGAAUUGAACAUGUGUAGCACAAGCCCUUGUAAGAAUAAUGGUACAUGUGUAGAGGUUGGAGACAAUUACACAUGCAGUUGUACUGAUGGAUUUAAAGGGAGGAACUGUGAAGCUGUUGAAGCAUGUCCAGAACGAUGGGUCUUAUUCAGUGGUAGCUGUUAUUUUGUUAGUGACGCGAGGCUAGAUUGGCAUUCUGCUGUUGCUGCCUGCAAUGAAAUGGGUGGAUAUCUUGUAGAGAUCCAGAGUGGACAAGAAGUGAUUUUUACGUCUUCGAUAGCUAUUCCAUAUGACUAUUUCUGGAUUGGACUGAAUGAUAUAAAGACUGAGGGCGACUUUGUAUGGCAUUAUUCAGGGGACUCAAUGUCUUUAGAUCUGCUUACUGAUCGUUCCCAGCGCCCUGGUGAUGACUGUGUUUACUCCUUUAUCUUUGAUUACCAGGCUUGGUACGAUGAAAACUGUGACUACCGACUUCUAUAUAUCUGUGAAAAGGAUGCUAAAAUAGUUUUUAGAUAACUAGCAGAGGAAGAUAACUUUUGAGGACGAAAACAGGAGCAUCUGGAAGUAUUUCACAAUAUGUCAGUGGAUUGAAAAAAAUUUCUGACAUUUUGUCAAUAUACUUAACAUCUUUGUUACUUUGUAUUCUGUUUAAUUCUAAAAAAAAAUAUUCAGUUGUUUUGUCCAAAAUCUCAAUAGUAAAAGCAUUAAAGAAUAAAAAUGUU